Molecule: messenger RNA, 2256 nt
Organism: Hydra vulgaris (swiftwater hydra)
Lineage: Eukaryota; Metazoa; Cnidaria; Hydrozoa; Anthoathecata; Hydridae
Molecular function (GO): protein binding
Source: RefSeq, a predicted model, not a curated record
GCAAAAAUUAGAUAGAAAUAUAAAAAGUUGUAUAUAAAGCAGGUAGAAAGCAAAUCUGAAAAAUACAAAAAGUAUGAAAAUUUAUGGUGUACUUAUUUACAGAAUGGGGAGUUAAUAUUUAGUAUAGCUUUCAAAUAGAGGCAAUGGUUUACUUGUGUGAUUUCUAUGUUGUGUAAAGUGUUACAUUGUGGAAGUCUUAAACAUGUUCAUAAAUAAAAUUAUUUAGAUAAUCCAUAUUAUUUGAAAUUUGAAAAAGAAUGGGUGAUUUAAUUGAUGAAGAAAAGUGGUUUUCUUUUGAUGAAACAUAUCUACGAAAAAAGAAAUAUGCAUCCUCUUUGAAUGGAGAUGUAGCAUCACCUAAUCAUUCAACAGCUAUGCCUUCUCCUAAAUCCACAUCAAAUGAGGAACAUCAUGUUGAAAUAUCAGAUUUAAUAAGUAAUAAACGACUACCUGUUAUACGUCUUUUGGAAAUAAAUAAAAGAAAAGCUGAAGUAAUUGACAGUAUGCCUGGUCCUAUUGAAAGAGAGCGUAGUAAGACUUUGCCGAAAAAUUAUUCAAGACAUGGAAAUAGCAACUAUAACUUAGUUACCUCCUCUGGAAGUUUAUCACGAAAGGGACCACCAAACAAAGCACCUGACUGGUACAAACAGAUGUAUAAAGAAAUUAACACUAGUAUUGAAGGUGAAUCACAUUUAUAUAAAUUGCUUAAAUUUGAUGCCAAAAGUGCAUCUUCUGUUGGAGCUCACAGUCCUCGAAGUAUUUCUCCAGAAGAUAUGUGUAACUCUCCAACAGUUGAAGAUGCUCCAAGAAGGUUAGGCAGCGGCAGAAUAAAUAAUCAACGUCGCAAGUCUUUACCAAAUAUUCAUGCAGCCAACUUUAUUGCAUCUGAAGCUGAGAAAAAAGGUAUGACAAUUGAAAACUCAUUUAAAGAAACAACAAAACAGAAUGUGAUUUAUCCUAAUGAUUUUAAUAAAGAAGAAAUAGAACAACUUAAAAACAAAGAAAAAAUACUAGAGCAAGAAAUGCUACAAGAAAAGCAUGAAAAAGAACGUCUUCAAGAAGAAGAAGAGAAACUCCACAACCAAAAAAACCUAGACAGGUUACUUGCUCAAGCUGAAGAAAAAAAUCAAAAAGAAUUGGAAUUAGAAGUUCAACGAAUUAAAGAAGAGCGUAAUAAACUAGAAUAUGAAAGAUUAAUGGAAGAAGAAAAAAAACAACUUGCAGAGGAAGAAAGAUUGAAGUUGCCAUCUCAGUUUGUACAAGCUAAAUAUUCAUUUAAUCCAGAGGGACCAGGAGAGCUCAUGUUUAAAAAAACUGAUAUCAUUCAUCUAUUGCGUCGAAUUGAUGAAAACUGGUUAGAAGGAGAGUUAAAUGGUUGUGUGGGAAUAUUUCCUGUUUCCUAUGUUGAGUUUUUAUUACCUGGUACUUUGAAUGUCAAUGAAAUAAAGGAUUCUUCUCAAGAUUUUCUACCAGUAAAAAAUAAAGAAAUAAAGAAUUCCUCACAAGAUUCUCUGCUAAUGAAAAAUAAAAAUAGUAUUCUACCAAUAAAUGAUACAAUUAAUGCCUCAUCAGAUGAAGAAGUAAAGACCAAAAAGCAGCCUACAACAAAACAAUUAGUUAAAGAAGACACUUUUAUUCCCUUAUCAACUUCAAAUGAGGAGGAAUCAGCUAUUGAUUGUGUUGAAGAUUUUACUGAAACUGAACAUGAACUUCCAUUAAUAAAACAAAAAAAUAAUAUAGUGGAUAUGACAAUAAAUACAAAACAUAAUCGAUAUCCAUAUUGCAUUGUUUGGACACCAAUACCAGUGUUAACAUGGUUUUUUCCCUUUAUUGGGCACAUGGGUAUUGCUUAUUCUUCUGGUGUAAUUAGAGACUUUUCAGCUUCAUAUUAUGUUUCAGAAGAUGAAUUUGGUUUCGGAAAUCCAACAAAAUAUUUACAAUUUAAUCCAUCAAAAGUAACUAAGGACAAUUGGGAUGAUGCAGUUAUGUCUGCAUCAGAAGAAUACACACAUCGUAGGCAUAAUCUAUACCAUGAUAAUUGUCAUUCUCAUGUCGCUAUGUCACUAAAUUUGAUGGGAUAUAAUGGAAAAACAUCAUGGAAUAAUGUCAAUCUUGCUUUACAAAUGUUCGCUUACGGAAAACAUACAUCUACUUUUGGUUUUAUAAAAUCUUGGUUGCCAUUUUUAAUUAUACUCUUAAUAAUAAUGGCGAUUAUUAUAACAACUUCCGCUUUACUAUGAAUGUGCAAAUUUUACU